AAUUAUAAUACAUAAUAGAAAAAGAUAUUUCAUGUGAAGGUUAAAGAUGUAAUAAUAUGACAUUUAAAUAUGUUACCAAAAAUGAUUACCAUGUGGUAUUCCGUGUAAAUCAUGUUGAUGCAUACGAUAGACUGGAAAUUCAUGUGAUGCUGUUACAGGAUUAACCGGAGAGAUAAUAAUAAAAAUUGGCAAGACUAUUAAUAAAUAAUAUGGUAAAUAGCCCCGACAUAAUUCAGCAAAACUAUCACAUUCUUCUAACCACAUGGCGACACAGAUUUUUUCCUUUUGAAACUUUACUAUAUAUCUUAUUUUUUUCACUUAAUUUCAUUUAUCUAUCUUUGAUAGAUGAACUCCAUAUAAAAUCAGCAAAGAUAUGAUCGCACACUUCUAGAAACAAUCUUCUUUUAUUUAAUUAAAUUUCAAAGUAAAAUCCAGAGUAGCCAACAGAUUAUCGUACAUAUACUAGAUAAAUCCAAGAAUUGUCGCUAGUGUCGUUGACUAUGGAUACAUGAAAAUAUAUCCAUUAAUAAUGAUUUUUGUGAUAUAUAAAUUUUAUUCGAAUAAUACAUUUCUUAAAAUUAUUAUCUGAAAAGAAUUUAUUAUAUGCUUUUAUAUGACGGUGGUAGUCGAUGCAGAUCGAUGAUUGUCGAUCGAUAAUUACUAAAUAAAAUAAAAAUUAAAUGCAGCCAAUUAAUAAUUGUAAUGGGAUAUAUACAAUGUAAAAAAUUAUAUAUAUUACAUCGAAAGUAAUAUCGAUUGUCCAGGUCUCACCACGUGAAGGGUACUGCAUGCAGAGAUCCUCUUAUUUAUAACAAAAUAUUAAAUAUUCAAAAAUAAAACAAAUUUAAAAGUAUUAAUUAUUUUUUUGGCAUUAAAAUGUUACCACAUCGUAGUAACCUUUUGAUGAAAUGACCUUUUAUUGAAAUUUUAAUUUUGUUUAGAAGUUAAAUACUCUAAAGUUUAUUAUUAAAGUUAAUUAUAUAUAAAGUUAUUUAUUUGAGAUGUAUUAUUAAAAUCAUUUAAUGUUUCGAAACAAUUUCGUGAUGUCAUAUUGAAGAAUUUCUAGUUCUUUAAUUUUUUACGUUAUUUAUUUUUCAUAAGUUACUAUGUGCUUCAAUUUCAAAACAGUAAUUCACUAUUAAAAACGCGGGCCGAUGAACGAAAGCGUUAUCAAUUUCUUUUCAUUUGUUUGUAUGUUUUUUUGCGAAUUAAUUAUAAUUGAUUAUAAUUUAUAAAAAUGUCACAAUUUCAUAGUUUUUUAAAUGAAAGUAUAUCUCAUAUCGAUGAAACUAAAAAAAAAACAAAUCGUUCAAAAAGAAUAAAUAAUAUCGUGCCACUGAUGACAUAUCAUAUAAUUAAUUUGAAAGAUCAGUCAGAUGAAUUAUCAUUGUGGGGUUUACCUGUAUCUAUCAUCACAAUUGUGGGUAUAGUACGUCAUGCUGAACGAGAUUCGACAAAAGUUACUUAUGAUAUUGAAGAUGAAACAGGCACCGUGACAGCAUUAAGCUGGAUAGAUUCUAAUAGACAAUUAGUCAAUCCAUUUUUAUUAGAAGUCAAUGUUUAUGUUCGUGUAUAUGGCACAAUUCGUUAUUAUAAUGGUAAACAACAUAUUUUGGUUAUCAGUAUUGUACCUAUAGAAGGUUUAAAUGAAUUAACUAAUCACUUACUUGAAGUCACAUAUAUUACAUUAAAAGCUCAAGAAAUGGCAGGAAUAGAUACAAAAAUAUCAAAAGCUGAAAGAAAUGUUGAAAGUAAUACAUGCAAUAAUAUGGAUCCAAACCAGUCUGCAAUUUUUAACAUUAUUCUGACUAGAUGUGAUACCGACUGUGGCAUUGGAAGAGCAAUGAUUAAAGAAUGUGCACCACAUCACUUAAAAUCACAAGUAGAUACAAUAUUAGAAUUUCUUAUUAAUGAAGGACAUAUCUAUACUACACUUACAAAUGAUCACUUUAAAACUACAUAAGUUUUACAUGUAUUUAUAUUGUAUUAUUUAUAAUUCUAUUAUAUUACAUAAUUUCUUGUUUAUGCAAUUUACAUAAUUUUUAUAUAAAGUGUUACCAUUUUCAUAUUUUUCA
Molecule: messenger RNA, 2075 nt
Organism: Vespa velutina
Lineage: Eukaryota; Metazoa; Arthropoda; Insecta; Hymenoptera; Vespidae
Product: replication protein A 32 kDa subunit-like
Exons: 2
Coding region: 1238-1963 (241 amino acids)
Biological process (GO): DNA replication; nucleotide-excision repair; double-strand break repair via homologous recombination
Cellular component (GO): chromosome, telomeric region; DNA replication factor A complex; site of double-strand break
Source: RefSeq, a predicted model, not a curated record